AUGCUUCAGGACAUCAUUACCACUUUCUCAUUACAGGAAAGGAAUCCAGUCCUUAACAUGAAUCCGAAGAAAUAUGGGCAGAGCUGGCAAAGGUCAGGGAGAAAAGGAAGCCUGACUUCUCCUCUGAAAUUUAAGAAUCAGGACUUCAUUCUCCUGAGGGACCACUGCCUGAGACAUGGCCUACUUUUUGAAGAUGAUACAUUCCCUGCACAUGUCAACUCUAUUGGCACAUUUCAACCUGACGUGCUCUCAGAGGAAAAACUGCAUCAAAUCCAGUGGAUGAGGCCAACUGACAUCCAUGACAAUCCCAAUUUAAUUGUGGAUGAUAUGAGCAGAUUUGAUAUUCUUCAAGGGGUAAUAGGUGAUUGCUGGGUUCUAGCAGCUCUGGGCUCUUUGACCCUACAGCGACGGUUCCUGGAAAAUGUUAUUCCAAAAGAUCAAGGAUUCAAGAACAAUUAUGCAGGGAUUUUCCAUUUUCGGUUUUGGUAUUUUGGCGAAUGGGUAGAUGUGGUGAUAGAUGACCGACUGCCUUUUCUCAGUGGGAGCUACUUAUCCGUCCACCCUCGCAGCAAAAAUGAAUUCUGGCCAUCUCUGCUUGAAAAAGCCUAUGCCAAGUUACGUGGUUCCUAUCGCAAGUUGCAUGGGGGUUACAUUUCAGAGGCUUUAGUGGACUUCACAGGUGGAGUUCAGGCAUCUUUUGACCUUCAUAAACCUCAUUCUAAUCUACAUGAGAUAAUGAAAGCUGCUGCUAAGUCAGAAUGCCUCAUGGGAUGCACGACUCCUGGAGACUUAACAGGGAGCAGAGUAUUGAAGAAUGGAAUUAUAACGGGUCAUGCCUACACCGUGACAUGGGCUGCAGAGGUACCCUACUUGGAUCGGAAGGAGUGUUUAAUCAGAAUUUGGAAUCCUUGGGGCCGAAGCAAAGGAGAAUGGAAAGGACCUUGGAGUGAUGGAUCAGAGGAGUGGGACCGAGUCCCAGAGCAAUGCAAGAGAGAUUUCUAUAAGAACAAGGAUGAUGGUGAAUUCUGGAUAUCAUAUCAAGAUUUCAAACAACAAUUUUCCUUCCUGUAUGUUUGCAAUAAUGUGCCAACAUUCCUGGACUUUGGAGAACAGAGCCGCACCACAUGGUUGAUGGAUAUGCAUGUCAACCAGUGGGCUCGAGGACUGACAGGAAGCACCCGUCAGAAAGAUGCCCUUUCAAGAAACCCUCAGUAUUCCUUCCAAGUGCAGGAGCCUGACCUAAAAAACUACAAUGUUGCGGUGUCUCUGAUGCAAAAACCUGCACAUUAUACAGGCAGUACAGAACUAUUGUCCAUUGGUUUCCUGAUACGCAAAGUUGAACCACAGGACAGAACCAAAGAUAUUAUCGUGAAGCCUGAGCAAAUGCGAGAUGUCACUUGCUGCUCAUACUUGAGUCCUGGGACCUACAUCAUUAUUCCAAUUGCAUCUCAAGGAGGCCAAGAGUUUGAAUUCCUUCUUCGAAUCUUUCUGAGGAGUCAGAACACUCGGAAUAUCAUCAGGGAAUCUAAUACCAGGCUCAGUCCAAUGGUGCCAAAUGAUAUGCCCAAGUGGAAUCAAGACAACUCCUAUGAAAACAUCUUCCUAAGAUAUGCUAAUCAGAGUUCCUACUUGGAUGCGUCACAACUGCAAAGAAUUCUUAAUGAAGUAGUUCUGGCAGAUAUAAUGGCCAGUCGUGGAAGCGGAGAUGGAUUCAGCUUCGAUUCGUGCAGGAGCCUUUUAGCUCUGAUGGAUAUCAGUGCUAAUGGAAGACUUGCACUACAAGAGUUUGAAAAUUUCUGGAGACUUCUCAACCAGUAUAAGGACAUUUUUAGAAGGGAAGCUGAAAAUAAUUCUGGAUUCCUGGAUGUCUCAAGUUUGAGAAGAAUAAUACAGAUGGCAGGUCUGUUCAUCAGUGACAAGCUUCUCCAACUGAUGGCCACAAGAUAUGGUGACUCCGCCAGGAGAUUAAACUUCCCUGAUUUUCUAUGCUGUAUGAUUCGUCUUGAUAUCAUGGCAAAGGUGUUUCGCAAAUUAUCUGCAGAUAGUGGAGGAAUCCAUUUCACUGAAAAUGAGUGGAUGACAAUGAUCAUGUACUGCUAAGCAUGCAAUGUGGCUCGACAAAUCAUGAUUGCUCACUUCUUAGUGAGAUGUAGCUCUCAGAUGACUUUUACAAAAAUUCUUAAGGGAAUUGAAUUUAAAAACAAGACACUGUGGACUGAUGACCCAUUGAAUGGACUGGAGAGAAAUUCAACAUACAGUGAUGGAACAUUCAAGGACUUUGGGCAGUCUGGACAUAAUCUGGAAAUAGAGAGGAAAGAGGAGGGAAAGAUCCCCAUUUUGGACAAGACUGGACUUUGGGAAGAAGGUGUCUGCUUCUAUUCCAUCUACACACAAGGCAUUUUGGGUAGUAUUUCUGUUAAAAAACCUUCCAGAUCAUAGGGGCCAUUCACACGAUGGGGCAGGGCAGGCCCGGAAGGCUGCUCCAACUCAGCUUCCUGCCAGACGAUCACAGAAAUGCUGUGCAGAACGUGGAGACACACGAUCCCAGCAGCUGGGUUAAGGGAGCGCUUGCUCCCUUAACCUCAGCUAAGAGCCGGGCUUAGGAGCAGGGUUAGGCUGGGUGGGAGCACUCCAAAUGAGCAUCCUAUUCCAGGCUAGGCUGCUUGUAAGAACAGCCUCACUAUCCGUGAAAGCUUACACCCUUUGAAUGGUUUAUUGCUUACUUUUGCCUUUUGCAUUUUAAUUGUUCAUACUUUAUUGACAGUGUAACUCAUCUGGGGUGGUCCUGUUAGAGACCAAAAAGCAGGGUAUAAAUUAAAUAAAUAAAAAUAUGGGUUUCUUUCCGAAGGUGAUACUUAACUCAAGGAGCAAUCCUAUGAGCGCUUACCAGGAGUAAGCUCUAUUGGACA
Molecule: messenger RNA, 2909 nt
Organism: Hemicordylus capensis (graceful crag lizard)
Lineage: Eukaryota; Metazoa; Chordata; Lepidosauria; Squamata; Cordylidae
Gene: CAPN13
Product: calpain 13
Exons: 22
Coding region: 1-2100 (699 amino acids)
Biological process (GO): proteolysis
Cellular component (GO): cytoplasm
Molecular function (GO): calcium-dependent cysteine-type endopeptidase activity
Source: RefSeq, a predicted model, not a curated record